AUGGCCGCCUUCAACACCUACUUGUCAGUUGCCCACUUCCCUCCCCCACCUCGGGUACUCGUCCGGACCGAGUUCCCGACGUCAUCCCACCGCCGCGACGAUGGCCCACACCCAUCCCGCUGUCUCAAGAGACGAGCAGCGCAGGCCAUCAUCUCCUUUCCUCCGUAGCACUGACCUAUCCCUACUCCUCGUCCUCGUCCUCCAGUUCAGGCAACCCUUUGAACCGCUUAUCGUACCUGCGGUCCUCACCGGCGUUCCUCGCCUCCGCGCUCUCCUCCCCCAAAGCCCGAUUCCUCCUCUACGACCAACUAUCGCCCCUCCUCACCUCCAUCCAACAGACCGAACGUCACCUCCACCUUCUCUCAUGGGACGACGUCAAGGCCCAUAUAGGUGAACCUCAACACAUCUUCAAAGGUGUCGAUGGCAAGGACCAGGAGGCGUUGAGGCGUAUCGUACGACAAGACGGCAAGGUCGAGGCUGCCGAUCAGGGUGAUGUUCCGUACUACAUCUCUCGGGUACUUUUCGUUUUCCGGAAAGUCAUCUCUGCGUAAGCUGACCUUCUCUACACGACCGUUCUCUUCCUUCCAGCCCGCCCUCGUCUUUUUAGGAGUCGACGAACGCGACGCCCCGGCCUCCGCCAAAUCCCUCCCCCUCUCCAAACCCACCGAAGAAUCGACCCUCGAAUCCCACAGCCCCCACGGAAUUCCUUACUGGAGUCUCGACGUAUCCAACAACGCCGAGUUGAGAGAAUCCGCUCUGGCUCAAGCCAAAGGGCUCGAGUUUGGCGACUUGAGGUCGGGGAUGGCGUCGAUCCCGGCUCCGGAGGCUUCGAUUGCGGCGCAGGGGAGGGCCAUGACGGAUUGGAAUACUCGGAACGUAUACUGUCAGUUGGUGACCAACAGUUUACCGGCUCCGUUGAACCGGACUGACCCAGCUUCCCCAUUCGAAUGCCCAUCGCCUUAUAGGCCCCUCAUGCUCCCGACCGGUCAAGAGCGUCUGGGCCGGCUGGAAACGAACGUGCAUCCCCUCCCCCUCCUCACCCUCGACCUGCGCAUCCAAAAAGGGCGUUCACAACUAUUGCUACCCCCGCACGGACCCCGUUGUCAUCAUGGGUGUGGUCAGUCCCGAUGGGGAGAGCAUCCUUUUGGGCCGACAAAAGAGUUGGCCGAGAGGGUUUUAUUCGGCUUUGGCAGGCUUCAGUACGUCACCUUCUUCCCUUCUUCCUCCUUGGAGAAAACCAAUCCCAAAUCUCCUGAACUCUUCGCUUCAACCUUUUUUUUAAUUUUUUUUUAAAAAAACACGCACAGUUGAAUCGGGGGAAACGUUCGAAGAAGCCGUCGCGCGCGAAGUUUACGAAGAAGCCGGGAUCGAAGUCGAGCACGUCAAGUUCGUCGCGAACCAGGUGUGGCCGUUCCCUUCGAGCUUGAUGAUGGGUGGGAUCGCCAAGGCCAAGAAGGGGUAUGAGAUUAGAUUGGAUUUGGAUAACGAGUUGGAAGGUACGCUUUGGGAAGGGUGAUGGGUGUCAAGGAAGCGCCGUGCGGGAAAAAAAAUCUUACUCACUUCACUUAUUCACCUUUAGACGCGAGGUUCUUCACUCGCGCCCAAGUCCUGCACGUCAUCGAAGCGAGUGGACCUUCACAUUUCACCAAGGAGGAAAUCAAACAGAUCGAUCAACAGGUCCAGCAACGCGCGCCGAGGUCGAGGAGUCUGAGUCCUGGAAGAGGGGGAAGACCGGCUUUUAGGAUGCCGCCUAGGUGAGUGUAGGGAAACGUCGAGCGGCGGAGUUGGCAAGUGCGGCGUUUCUUUCCGAGCUGAUAGAAGCGGGUAUUCAUCUUCUGCAGUACCGCGAUCGCGAACACGCUCAUCACCGCUUGGGCGACCAACACCUGGUCCGAUGCGCAGCCCCAAGUCCAAGGGACCGAACAGGCAGGGAACGCUGGAGCAGGCAAGCUCUGA
This is a messenger RNA of Microbotryum saponariae, 1956 nucleotides long. The record is from the annotation of a GenBank genome assembly. Lineage: Eukaryota; Fungi; Basidiomycota; Microbotryomycetes; Microbotryales; Microbotryaceae.